Molecule: messenger RNA, 1320 nt
Organism: Poecilia reticulata (guppy)
Lineage: Eukaryota; Metazoa; Chordata; Actinopteri; Cyprinodontiformes; Poeciliidae
Gene: sgf29
Product: SAGA complex associated factor 29
Cellular component (GO): SAGA complex
Source: RefSeq, a predicted model, not a curated record
GCAGGAGUGGUGGCGCUGUUGGCGUUUUGAACACAACACCGCAAAAGAAGAAGUAGAUGCUAAUCCGAGGUUAGCUCGUGGCUCGUAAACACAUAAACAAACCUGCUUGUUUCCAUCCGGAGGUGCAGCUGCAGCGGGCCUCCUCUCUGUCUGACCCAGCAGGAGCAACAUGUCGGCGGAUACGAAGAUCGCCGAGCUGCUGACUGAGCUCCACCAGCUCAUCAAACAGACUCAGGAGGAGAGGUCACGCAGCGAACACAAUCUGCUGAACAUCCAGAAGACCCACGAGAGGAUGCAGACGGAGAACAAGACCUCUCCAUACUACCGCACCAAGCUCAGGGGCCUGUACACCACGGCCAAGGCCGAUGCAGAGGCUGAGUGCAGCAUCCUGCGUCACGCUCUGGAUAAGAUCGCUGAGAUCAAGUCUCUGCUGGAGGAGCGGCGGAUCGCUGCUAAGAUGGCUGGAGUUUACAGCGACAGCGACCCCCCCAGGAAGACCAUGAGGCGCGGCGUCCUGAUGACGCUGCUGCAGCAGUCGGCCAUGACGCUUCCGCUGUGGAUCGGCAAACCUGGAGAGAGCCCCCCUCCUCUGUGCGGCGCGAUCCCGGCCAGCAGUGACUACGUGGCCAAGCAGGGCGACAAGGUGGCGGCGCGGGUGAAGGCCGUGGAUGGAGACGAGCAGUGGAUCCUGGCAGAGGUGGUCAGCUACAACCACUCCACCAACAAGUAUGAAGUGGACGACAUCGAUGAAGAAGGAAAAGACAGGAGGCACACGCUGAGCCGGCGGAGGAUCAUCCCGCUGCCUCAGUGGAAGGCCAACCCGGAGACGGACCCGGAGGCGCUGUUCAGCAAGGACCAGCUGGUUCUGGCCCUCUACCCACAGACCACCUGCUUCUACCGCGCCCUGAUCCACGCGCCGCCGCACAGGCCGCAGGACGACUACUCGGUUCUGUUCGAGGACACGUCGUACGCCGACGGAUACUCCCCGCCGCUCAACGUGGCGCAGCGCUACGUGGUGGCCUGCAAGGAGAACAAGAAGAAGUGAGGCUGCAGGCGACUGAACGUGGAGCGUCACCUGCUGGCCAGAGCAGGAACUGCAGGGCAGAGUGUCCUGAUGAAACUUUGUCCUCAUGUCUGCAGUGAAGCUUUCUGAUGUUUUCAUAUUAAACACUUUAAAUCAAUAAUUUCAUCAGGAGGUCGUCUCUACAGGAGCUGCUCCUUACGUUUGUUUUCAUGUUAGUAUUUCCGAUGAUUCACUUUUGUACAUAAUACCAACAGAAGAAGAUUCUGAAUAAAAUUUAUUACUAAUUGUUUUGCUGA